GAGAGAGCGACGCAUUAGAGGAAAAUUAAGAGGAUAAUCGCCGUAAUGACAACCCCCUGCCCACAGAGGUUCUGUAUUUCACGGGGCCAGUUCCGUAGCCCCAAGGGAGCUGUUUCAAAUUCUCCCCCUAGUGAGGGAAAAGGGAGGCUGUGGAAGCUCGGAGUUCAAUAGGAAAAUGGCGACGUCGUGAUGGUUUCGGAGUUUGUUUGGGAGGCUGAAGCGAGAGCCGUCAGAAAAACUCUUGCCAUAUCUUCCACCCCACCGUCUUGGUCAACGGCCGAACAAAACAGUCCCAACGAUGUGACACAACCAUACUGGUAUCAAACUACUUCAAAAAGACCUGAAACAACAGAGAGUUGGCGCUACCCAACUACACAACCAUACUGGUAUCAAACUACUUCAAAAAGACCUGAAACAACAGAGAUUUGGCGCUACCCAACUACACAACCAUACUGGUAUCAAACUACUUCAAAAAGACCUGAAACAACAGAGAUUUGGCGCUACCCAACUACACAACCAUACUGGUAUCAAACUACUUCAAAAAGACCUGAAACAACAGAGAGUUGGCGCUACCCAACUACACAACCAUACUGGUAUCAAACUACUUCAAAAAGACCUGAAACAACAGAGAGUUGGCGCUACCCAACUACACCACCUUACUGGUAUCAAACUACUUCAAAAAGACCUGGAACAACAGAGAGUUGGCGCUACCCAACUACACCACCUUACUGGUAUCAAACUACUUCAAGUUCCAGAAGGACUCCUCUAACUCCCGCAACCUUUUUGAAAGUUGGCACAGCAGUAUUUGACGCAUCACCAUACAAGGUGUACGAAGGCCAUGACACCUAUCUGAAGGUCACAUGUGAGGUCAUAAAUCUGAGGCCUGGUAUCCGAUCCAUUGUGUCAAUCGACAUCUCUCGGAAGCGGGACAACGAACCAGGCUACACACCCCUCGCACACAUCACCGGCUCAUCUUCCCCCAAGGUUUUCGAUGCGACUCACGAUGCCCAAGUCUCAGGAGACAUCGACGAGACGGCCGGACUCGGCAAGCUGUCCAUAGAGUGGGCAUACCCGCUACAAGACGAGACCGGUCAGUACAAGUGCGAGAUCAAGGCUCUGACUACCCGUGGAGAGAUAGUCGGCACGGAGACUCACUACCAGACUGUGGAAGUUGUACAGGGAGACACAAGCCACCCCGAGAGCUUUUUGGAGAAGUACCGCUUUCUCGUGACCAAGUUCCGACUCUGCUCCAAAUCCGACAAAGGGCCAUGGGAGAAGAUGUUCGCCGCUGCGCUAGGCCACAAAGCCUUCACACUGAGUCCGGCAUUCGACGAGCAGUCAUUCGACUCAGCCUCUGUACCUAGCACGAAGAGAGUCCAGUAUUUCUUGUCCAACUUCACGGUCAACAGCCUGGACUUCGCAGAGAGUACCUGCAGACACGUCUUCAACAAUGGACCGCAUGCCGGACAGAUGGCUCGCGUGAUGAGCGCUAGGGAACAACGAGAGGCUUUCGAUUUUGUCCAACGUGCCGGACGGGAGGGGACACCGCCAGUUGUGUACUGGAGCUCCCAGACGUCCACCUGUCAGGCACUGACGAAGACAUCCGUCUUUAGGUUGAAACCCGUGGCAGUCCAGAUGUGUACCGAAGGGCGUAGGUACUCUAUGGAUCCCUUUUAUUUUUUGUGUGAAAAGGUGACGUACGGAAACGUCCGACUUUGACUUUGACGUGCGUGUAUAGGCGACAAAGCUUGAAAUAAAAUCUUUACUUUAUUGUUUUUAAAA
Molecule: messenger RNA, 1782 nt
Organism: Aplysia californica (California sea hare)
Lineage: Eukaryota; Metazoa; Mollusca; Gastropoda; Aplysiida; Aplysiidae
Exons: 5
Coding region: 190-1719 (509 amino acids)
Source: RefSeq, a predicted model, not a curated record